Molecule: messenger RNA, 1521 nt
Organism: Lucilia cuprina (Australian sheep blowfly)
Lineage: Eukaryota; Metazoa; Arthropoda; Insecta; Diptera; Calliphoridae
Product: neuronal acetylcholine receptor subunit alpha-5-like
Exons: 4
Coding region: 232-1473 (413 amino acids)
Biological process (GO): chemical synaptic transmission; signal transduction; monoatomic ion transmembrane transport
Cellular component (GO): neuron projection; membrane; synapse
Molecular function (GO): extracellular ligand-gated monoatomic ion channel activity; neurotransmitter receptor activity; transmembrane signaling receptor activity
Source: RefSeq, a predicted model, not a curated record
CUUGUUUGUUUGCAACAAUCACCUUAAUUGAGCAACAACACCGACCAACAAAAACACUCGAAAGCAACAAAAAAAAAGAAACAAAUUCUAUUUAUGAGACACUAAAUAAAGAUGAACAGAAAAUCAUCAUCAAGCCCCAUCACAAUGACAGAAGAUAAUAGAGAGAUUUAGUUGAAAUUCAAACGCUAACGGGAGCACUUUGAAGUCGGCAUUAGGACGAGUGCUAAAAAAAUGUUGUGGUUAAUUUUGAAUUUAAUUUUAAUCUCCGUAUUUAAUUUUAAUGCAGGAGAAAAAAUAUAUGCAACGGAUGAUACCAGAAAUGCUUUACUAAAAGAUAUUUUAAAUAAUUAUCAGCCAUCAGCUAGACCUGCUCAUGCUAAUGAAACUAUUAUGUUAUUUGUAAAUAUUGAAAUACAACAUUUUGAUUAUCGCGAAAAAGAUGGAGCGUUUCAUUUAGUAGGAUUGCUUCAGGUGAAAUGGCGUGAUCCUAAAUUAGUGUGGAAUCCUCAAAGUUAUGGCAAUAUGAGUCAUAUAUUAAUAAGUCAAAGAUACAUAUGGGUGCCCGAUUUGGAAUUCUACAACAAUGCUCCCGAUAAAUUUAUCCGAAUGCAUCGUAAUGGUUUUGUAACGGUCAAAAAUGACGGCGUGGUAUUCUGGAGUGAUUCUAUAGAUGUUAAUGUGUUCUGUACUGCUGACAUGAAAAACUGGCCACAUGAUAAACAUGAAUGCAACAUAAUUUUAGGUUCAUGGACAUUCGAUGGUUUCGAAGUGGAUAUAAUGCAUUUAGAACCGAAUUCUAGUAUGACGUUCAGUUCCAUUGAUAUGAAAAAUAUGGAAUAUAAAAUUACUUCAUUUAGUGGAAACCAUACCAGUAAAUAUUAUUCCUGUUGUCUACAACCAUACGUAACAAUGGACUAUGAUAUAACUUUUCAACGACAGUCCUCAUAUGUGGUAAUAUUUCGGAUGCCUGCUUUAAUCAUAAUACUCUUCACAUUGAUUGGUUUGAGAAUGGAACCGAAUAGAAAGGAAAAACUAUGGUUAAAUGGCUUAAGUUUAAUACUAAUAUCAUGGCAAUUAAUAUAUUUUGCCAAAAAUAUUGCACACUUCCAUGGAACGCCUUACAUAGUGAUCUUCUUUAGUACAAGCCUAGUUAUGGUCACCUUAGCACAACUAUUAGCUGUAUUUUCACUUUAUGCCAGCCUUUCAAAUUUUAAAGGUUACCUACCGGUUUUUAUAGAAAUAUUUUUAAAUUUCUCUUUUACCAGAUAUUUGGUACCGAUUGAAACUAAAAAUACAGAUCAUUCGGAAGCGAAUGGUCAGUUUGAGGAGGUUAAAUUGGACGAUACUUCAAAUUUAAUUGAUCGAAAUUUAUCUACGAAUGAUUGGUUAAGAUUUGCCAAAGUAUUAAAUAUUUUAGCAUUUUUAUCGUUUAGUUUUAUAUUUUUAGUUUUAUCAUCAGUGUGUUUUGUUUAAUAAUAAUAUUUUAAAAAUAAUAUUACAAUAUUAAAUAUAAAAAUAAAG